CCUGGGCUGCUGUGGGUGCUGGUGACAAAUUGCAGCCUUGGUCUGGGUCCCAGCCGGAGCGCGAGACAAGCCCUUCGCUGGGUGGUUUUCAACCGGGAGGCGCUAGAGACCCUCCUCGGGGCUGUGCUGUGCUGGCACGGAGUCCCGCUUGCACAGCAGCCGGCGAAGUCAACCUGGAGAGUUCAAAUAGGAUCCCACGGGGAAAAUGCCGAUCCUCAGAAGAUGGCCUUCCUUCUGCGCAAGCAGUGGGCCUUGUACAGCGUGACACCUCUCUACAAAUUUUCCUAUGCAAAUAUGAAGGAGUAUUCUAGGCAUCUGAGUGCCUUUGUUGCUGCUGAAAAGCAGAAAGGACUUGCUGUGGAAGUGGGAAUUGAUCUUGGUAUCAAAGUGAUUUUCUCAACUCUUCUAGGACUAAAAGGUACUGAUCGGGACCAGGCUGCAAUUCUUGUUCAGAUUGCAUCAAAAACCCAGACAUCUGGAAAGGAGGAAGAAAAGGUGGUGUGGUCAGGUUGGUUCUGCUGUGUGUUUGGGGAUGAUCUUUUGGAGAAUGUUCCAGAGGAUUUUACCUGCUUACCCCUAUUUCUUGCAAAUGGGGCAGAGACUUAUACAGCCAUUAUUGGAACCUGGUUUCAGAAGACUUUUGACUGUUGUUUCAGUCGUUUAACCAUCAGCCCACUUAAUCUUGCUUGGAUGGCUGCAAUGUGGACUGGAUACAAAGUGGACAGUCAUGCAGUUGCAACAGAACUUAUUUUCUCUGUGCCCUGUAUUCCUCAGCGUUUGGACAUCUCCUAUGCCAUACACCCAGAGGAUGCACAAGCCCUUUGGGACACAGUCCAGAACACCCAGGGAGAGGUCACUCAAGAAGAAGUGGACUUAUUUAUGGACUGUCUUUACUCUCACUUCCACAGACACUUUAAGAUCCACUUGUCAGCUACAAGACUAGUGAAAGUCUCUACAUCUAUAGCCUCAGUGCACAGUGAUGGCAACCUAAAGAUUCUACAAAGCAAAUACCUAAUUGGAGUGUUGAUGCUUCUAACAGAAUUGGCAAUCUUCCAAAUACAAUGAAACCUUGUAAUGUAGAUAUUUUUUAGCCAUCUGCAUGGAUUCUUCCCUGAGACACCUACUGAUGAAAACUGACUCUUCUUGUAGAUUUUCUUACUUUCCUCCCAUAAUCAAUUUAUUGACCAAAGUGAACAUUUUAACAUGGUCAUGCAUUUUGAACUCUGUAACUCCUGGACUGACAUCUUUAACUGGCAACAUUCAAAGUCUGCAGGAAAACACUUUGCUGUAAUAAGAUCAUUGUAAAAAAGUAGUAUUUCAAAGUCAUAGUAUUUUGUAAUGACCUCACUAAGUAUCUUCUUGUAUCAUUCAGAACCUCCAGACCUGUGUCAAAGAUGUAGGAUGAUGCUUUCAUACCCUUUUAGAGACAUGGACAGACAUGCAUCCCCUGGUGUCACUUACUAUAGUUUUGUACAUUCAUGUAAGAUGCAUGGAUCUUGCUGUACCUUGUUGCUGGGGGAAGGGAUUGCAAACUGCUGCCCGAGAAUGGAUAUGAACAGAUGUCACCUAAACUAGUCCCCCUAUUUUCAGGGUUAACUUGUUACCAGAAUAACUAUGAUACCUACCCUGGUUUUGAGGUUUACAGCAUGAGAGAGCUUCUUCUUUUUUAAGCUAUAAACAUGGUGGUAGUCUAUGCUAGUUUAAAUUACAAUAAAAAGCUGUUACAUUUUAUGACACUGGUAAAACUGGCAACUGGAUUUAGGCUUCUAAUCUCUUCUCACAUUGAUUCAUUUUUAUCUUCAAUUUCUAGGCUGCUUCUUUUUUGGUUAGAUUAACCUUAGUUACUAUUUGCGGAGGGCUGUAUAAGUCAAUAAAAUGUGAAUUUCCUCCAUACUAGCUAUACAUAGAAAGAAAAAAACUUUGGUGAACAACACUUGGAUAUUAAGACUUGUACUUGCCUGGUGCUUAUUAUCAGAAAAGCUGCAAAACCUGCAUCCAUCCCUUCACUUAAGAAUAGGUAUACUACAGCACAUAGGAAAAUAUGCCAACUUUCAUUGCAGCUUUACUUUACUGUUGAAUUUAAGAAAAGUCUUGUUUUCUGAAUCUGUCAGCCACUAUGGACAGGUACUCACAGGGCUCUGGAGACCCCAAUCCUGUACAUCCUGGGAAUUCCCACGAAGGAUCAGGCCCCUCAAAUAGUGGGAGGGACUGCCAGGCUUUCCCUACUUAAAGACACACUCAAGAUUAUCAGGGCUAUGUCUCUAUGCAGGAAAUCUGAGAUACACCUCAGGUUCCCUGGGGCACAUCUCU
Gavialis gangeticus (Gharial) is the source of this 2310-nucleotide messenger RNA. RefSeq names its product centromere protein L (gene CENPL). Bases 223 to 1065 code for a protein of 280 amino acids. The transcript is spliced from 4 exons. The record is from RefSeq and is a predicted model, not a curated record. NCBI's taxonomy places the organism in Eukaryota, Metazoa, Chordata, Crocodylia, Gavialidae.